AUGGGAAACGCGUGUUGUUUCUCUGGCUCAAGACGUAACAACCGUGUUCUGCCGACCCAUUCAACUGCGUUAGUUCAACUGCGCAUGCGUAAUAAAGAUCUAGCUUUAUACAGGAGACAUAAGAAGAAAGAUGAUGUUGAGCUCGGGUCGUCUGUAGUUCCUGGUAUUUCAAAAGGUAAGUGAAGGUGUGAUUGAAUUAGUUCUGCUCGAAAGUAUAGCUAUAUCUUCUGAGCAAAAACCGACACAACAAACCCACCAUUUUUCAACCAUGUUUUACACAGACACAAGAGAAGUUUCCAAAGGAGAGAACUCGAAGCAAGAAAGUUUGGAAAACAUUGAGAAAUGUAAACCAGACAAAGAAAUGCAGGAGUGGAUUGGUUCCAUUAUCAUCCAAAACCACUUGGUGCCAAGUUACAUGACGUUUGACAACCAACGACAUUUAUCAAUGCGCUCCAAAUAUGCGGACAUGACGCAAAUGAUUAACUUUUGCAACUCGAUAAAGGAAACAAAAGAGGAACAUCAAACUAACUCUCGCGCACCGUCUGGGAACAUUAAGGGACUAAUGAAAAAAGGAAAACAGGGUAUAAAGAAGAACUUAAGUCACGAAACAUUCAAUUUUGGUCUCGGCCCGACGCCCAAGUUGUCAACGCGUAUAAGCAAGGAUGCGGUGAAAAGGAAUAAGCAAAAGGAUAAUCAAUUGAAGUUUUACGGCAGCCGGUCUCCACCACCUCCAAAGUUGAAACCUGUGGUGAACGGGUCAAACGCGUCUAAAGCUGGCGUUUUAAAGAAUCCAGAGUCAAAAGGAACGCCUUGGAACAAGGUUGAAGGUUUGUCCCAAUUUCCAACGGUCGGUUUUCCACCAGGCGAAUUAGCCUUUCUCACGCCGCCAUUUUUGGGUGGCAUUUCAGCCGAAGUCUGUGAGAUAAGUCCACAUAAUAGCGGCUUUUUAUAGUUUGUUGGACGAAUGAUGGUAAAUUUGCUUUGUAAAUGGUUAGUUUAUUUUGAAAAAUCGCUUUUCACAUUGUUUUAAUUGUCUGCAUUGGUUAACGAAAAUUAGAUGCCACCCAAAAAUGACGGAUAUUCGUCAUCGUGAGAAAGGCUAAUUUGUCUGCGCGAUGCGACUCUUUCCUUUGUCAUGUGACUCAUGUGGGCAUCGCUUUUCACGUCAGCCUAGUGGACUGAACGGGCUUUAUCCCAAAUCAGUUUCUCGACGACUUAACGCUUGUCUUUGUCCUCAGAUAUAUAAUAUCUCUGAGAGGAUGGUUCUAAAAUAGCUAGAAUCGCAACACUGCGCGUCCUUCGACUCCUUCAAGACAAUCGUUAAAGUCGUCACAAAAAUAUUUCGUGCACUUAAGUAAGACUCGCUAGAACCUCGUUCGAGACAACGAAUUUUUCGUUGUACUCUGCAGAAUAAUAUGGAACUAUUCCUAUUUUAGAUGCAAGAGAUACUCAAACAGCAGGCGGAAAGCAUUUUCACGUUUCCUCAAACUGGUUGGACGAAGAUUUUGAGGAGAGUAUCCUAAGUUAUCCUAAAGAGAUUCAGAAGACCGCAGAUAAUAUCCCGCAAUGUUCAAAAUUACCGCCCAUACCUGUCAAAAAGGGUCAUGGGAAAAAGUCAAUCAAGUUCAAGAUUGAGCCAGAGGUAUCAGAGCCUGCAGUACAUGACCUUGGCUUGUUUUUGUCAGCGGUCGAGGAAGACCUGUCUGAUCUCAAACCAAGAGGUCGAAUUUGGGAUGUUUUGAAAAAGAAAAAUCGCACCAGCUCCACUUAUACUGCUGAUGAUCUUGAUAGCUAGCGGGAAUUUUAAAGCACUAUGACGUCAUUGGUUAUUACGUCAUAACUGAACUGUGUGGUAUGAAAUUAAAAAUAUUUCAUACUUUUUCCAAAGAGAGAUUUUUUCAGAAGAGUUCCCUUAUUAUAAACGCUAUAUAGAUGCGAUGAAAGAUAGUUCAAUAUUGUCUCAUGUGAAAAAUAUAUAAUUGUACUAAUAUGAAUACAUUCCAAAAUAUAUUAAGAAUUUGGUAUAUUGAAAUAGAGAUUAAUAUACCUUUUGUCAUUGGUUUAGAAUCUGUUAACAGUUCGAUGCGAAGGCCAGUCACCUUUAUUACAGACUUAAUCAAAGUGACACUAGAGAGAGUGGACGCAUAACAAUAAUUACAAAUUGGAACGCAUGUUCAGUUUGGAGAGACAGUUUGGAGAGUUUUGUCUAUGUUUUACUUCGCAAAAUUAAACUUCCCAACAUAUCAAACAAUGUGAUCAACAUAUCAAACAAUAUUCUAGCUCAGCUAUGUGACUAGCGUUGUAUAUUGGGGUCUGGUGAACGCAAAUUGAGUUGGAAACUUGAACACAAAUUAAGAAUCGAUUUCGUCUUUCAUAUUCACUAUGUAGAUGAAUAGGUGGUUAAAUUAAAACGUCACAGUCAGUGUUUUCAUUAAAAUGACCCCAUAUUUCAGACAAAGCAAAUAUUUAGAUGCCGCGGUAUAAAUGUUUCUUUACGAAUAGGGACAUUUCAGAAUCCGAGGAACAUUAAACAGACAUGCUUUUAUGAGUCACAUGGUAAAAUCUAUCCAAUCAAAAACUCGUUACGAUCGCGCGAUUUCUUAUUUUAGAUAUUACUCGAAAACUUAUACACAAAAACUGUUUAAUCACAAGAGUAAUUUAAAAUGCUAUAUUGUUUGAACAAGUACGUGCUUUAGUUUCCCUUUAUGAUCUCCAUUUUGCCGAGUCAUUUCCU
Molecule: messenger RNA, 2734 nt
Organism: Paramuricea clavata
Lineage: Eukaryota; Metazoa; Cnidaria; Anthozoa; Malacalcyonacea; Plexauridae
Source: the annotation of a GenBank genome assembly